CUAAUUGGCUUUCUUUGGUCCAUGUUCAAUAUGGAUCAAUCAUUCAGUUAUUAAAGAUGCAGGAAAUGUUCUCCAAAGUGUUUUUUUCUCUCUCAACUGAAAAACAUUACUUUAAAGUAAGACAAUUCAACUGACCAAUUACUCUGUCCAAAAGGGGUCAAAUUAAUAUAACUCUACAUAACGGUCAUAUAAAAGGUCGAAAAAACAAGGAAAAAAACUAUCUAAAGGAAGUAAAAUUUUAAAUGAAAUCAAACAUACAGAAAGGAAAAAAUAAACUAAACAGAAAGAACCCAACAGCCCCACCCCUGAAGGCUGAGGAGCAUAUGGUUGAGCCUGAUGAGUUGGCUUUAGGAUUAAAACUGUCCUCGGCCCUUGGCCACACCAGUUGCUCCACCAGGAACAAGUCGACAUCCCACCGAGGUAACUGAAAAUAAAAUAGAAACACUUAUUGAGGUUUUAAAGACCAGGAUUACUCAGAAAACAUUUUUUACUUAGUAUUUUCCAAAAUGAUGUCACUCUGAAUUGAACAUGCAGGCUGAACGUGAAAAAAGUCUCUUCCUCUUCUUCCUGCUGUAGCUUCUGAUAGGAAAUAGACGAUGAAAAGCAGGGUUCAGAAAAUCCUGACAGAUGUACGUCAUGCCGUCAUUUAGCAUUUAUGGACCCACGGCAGGGAAAGCCGUUGUUCCUUCACUGUCCAGGAGACAGCAGAGAGCAUCUCGGCUAGUAGAGGUGCGAAUCUUCACUCGUUUCCCAAUUCGAUUCAACUCCAAUUAUUGGGUCAACAAUUCAAUUUGAUUCGAUAUCCCGAUGCUUCACGAUGCAUUGGUUAUUUGAUUAUUUUCCUCAGCUCUAUCGGCUAAUAGAAGCUAAGCGUUAGCAUUAGCAACUCCACCACAUGGCAGAACUCCUCCAGGCUUGUGCUAUUUGUGGAGAUUAAACAUCAACGUUGCAGAGCAAAUGAAGUCAGUGGUCGAGAUGCGUUGUUGUUAGCCAAUCAGAGGUGAGAUGUCAAAAUAUCAGGAAAAGGACUCCAAAUCCUGCCAUCUGCUGCACUUUCACCUCCAGCUGAUUUCUACAUCCUAAAACAGGUGCACUGGAGCUUUUUUCCCCAGAGAACAACUUACAAGACAUUAAUUCCUACCCGAGACCACUGCAAAUUUGCUAAAACAUGAGUAAAGUGUAUACCUUUUAAGUAGGUAAACAAAAAAAAAAGUAUUUGUGAUGAAAUGAUGAGGUGAGUGUGCUGUAGCCAUGGUUACAGCUAUCCCAGUGGUACACAUCCUUGUACCUAACAGCACUGCGACUACUUUUCAGUCUUUAUAGGCAGACCGGUUGAUUACAGGAACUUGAAACAUUCUUUCUUGAAGAGACACAGGAAGAUGAUCAUGUCUGCUUCUUGCACCAUCUGUUACAGGACUUGAUUAUUUAUUCACUACCUGCAGUCAACAUGUGACCGACUCCCCCUGGACUAAAAGUCUAAUGGGGAACCAGGGGGGUUGAACUUUAAGCCUCCGACAACAAGAGCCACAUAGAUGCUGGAUCACCGGUUUAUGUUACCUGUUGGCACCCAGUAGGUCCAGAGAAACAGUGGUGCAACGUUAAUGCGUGUCUCGGUCUCAGGUUAAUGGAAAAACUAUCAGAAGUGUGUUUAAGCCACACCCCCCCACACACACAGAGAGGAGACAGGUAAACAAGAGCAGCACUGCUCCAACCUCCAGACAAUUCACCAAUGAUCUCAACAACUUCCAGCACAGUGGAAAUGGUUACACAGGCUAAACUUCAGAUCAACUCGGGAAACGUCGAAGAUAAGAACUCAGGGAGUCUUGGAUGUUUUGGUUGGCUGCUGGUUAUCAUAUCCCUAAUUUUUGUAGUGGUAACCUUCCCAAUUACUCUGUUCAUGUGUGUCAAGAUAGUGAAGGAAUAUGAGCGAGCAGUCAUUUUCAGACUCGGAAGGAUUUCAGACAGAAAACCAAAAGGACCAGGACUUUUCUUUGUUUUGCCGUGCACUGACAACUUUGUGAAAGUUGAUCUGAGAACGGUGUCCUUUGAUAUUCCUCCACAGGAAAUCUUGACCAAAGACUCGGUGACGGUGUCUGUGGAUGGAGUUGUGUACUUUCGGAUCAACUGCCCCAUCUCAUCUGUGGCCAAUGUGUCUAACGCUUGCUCAUCCACACGGCUGCUUGCUCAAACCACUCUGAGGAACGUCCUCGGCACCAAAAACCUUUCAGAACUCCUGUCUGACAGAGAAGGGAUUUCUUUAAGUAUGCAGGAAACCCUGGAUGAGGCCACUGAUAAAUGGGGCAUCAAGGUGGAGCGCGUGGAGAUAAAGGAUGUAAAGCUGCCGGUACAGCUGCAGAGAGCUAUGGCAGCAGAGGCAGAGGCCAGUCGGGAAGCCCGGGCUAAGAUUAUUGCUGCAGAGGGUGAGAUGAAGGCCUCCAGGGCUCUGAAAGAAGCAUCCCUGGUGAUCGCAGAGGCCCCGUCUGCUCUCCAGCUCCGGUACCUGCAGACCCUCAACACCAUCGCUGCAGAGAAGAACUCCACCAUCAUCUUCCCUCUGCCUAUAGAUGUGCUGCAAGGUUUCAUGCAGAGGAAGUGAUGAAUUGGCCAUUUUAUUUACUUCCUGAAACAAAGUUUGCAAGAUUCUGAUGAGAAAAGGAGCUUAUUGUUUAUUUAAAUGCAUACACACUCACCAAAUCUUGGUUUAUGCACUUAUUGUGUUUGCUAAUUCUGAUUUAGUACAUUAAAUGCAAAGUGCGACAUAUACAGCAAUGUCUUCUCAUCAUUCACCACAAUACUGCAACCAGCUAAGUUACAGUUUCAAAUCUUGCGGAAAAUAAAUAAUUCAAUAAAAUUCAAAGCAUAAAGUAAACACAAAAAAUGUGGAAUUUGACUAACUCGGAAAGACAUGCUUUUGUGUAAACUUCUUAAAUACUUAAUUACAAUCAACUUAUGAUUUGUAAACAAUCAACACACGUACGAGACAUCCAUGUGACACUCUGGGAUAAAAACUGCAAACAAAAGCUCUUUUUGUGACGUUCAUUCAGUAAACGUGUCCACAGGACACAGAGGUCAGUGCAAUAUGAGAACCUGACUGAGGGGAAGGGGAUUUCCACCUCCUCUCAGAUAACUUCAAACAUUAAAACUGGGGCAGAACUCCACAUGUAUAACGUCUCAUUCAUUAUAUAAAGAAAUACUGAAAAGUAAUGUAAUAAAUUAAAUACUAUUUCAGUUUUUAUAUUAUUCAUGCUAACAUUUUGAAACAGUUUGACCACUGCUAGCAUCUACGUGAUUGCAUACAAAGUGUAUUUUGCAAAAUGUUUUGUGAAUUUUUAAGAUGAUUAGUUAUUGUAUGAAACUAUUUUAAAUAAUAUGCAAUAAACUAAAAAAAAUGACAA
Nothobranchius furzeri (turquoise killifish) is the source of this 3395-nucleotide messenger RNA. RefSeq names its product stomatin (EPB72)-like 3a (gene stoml3a). Lineage: Eukaryota; Metazoa; Chordata; Actinopteri; Cyprinodontiformes; Nothobranchiidae. Gene Ontology annotation, cellular component: plasma membrane. The record is from RefSeq and is a predicted model, not a curated record.